AUGGCCCCUCACGCUAUCCAAGACCCCUCUGAUGAGCGCCCUGUUUCGUUCUCUGAAGACAGGCCCGUCGAGACUUUGGCCAUUCAACCCGAGGCGGUCAACAACACAGUCUCGUCAUGGUUGACGCUCAGCGCCGCCAGGGCUCUUGAGAACCUGAAGCAACAGCCUGAAAGCAACAGCGGAACUUCAAAGCUCAUCAACACUGCGGACCAGCAGUCGGUUGUCGACGCUCCUGUGGAGGCGGCGCCGGCUGUUGCAGCGGACCUUUUGCCUCCCUCGGGUGCCAGGAAGCUCAAGUACAUGUUGGAGCACACUGACGAGCUGAUUGUCUGCCCGGGUGUCUACGACGGCUUGUCCGCACGAACCGCUCUGGAGGUCGGCUUCUCCGCCAUGUACAUGACUGGUGCUGGCACCACAGCUUCCCGCCUGGGCCAGCCGGAUCUGGCCAUUGCUCAGCUCAGCGACAUGAAGGCUCAUGCUGAGAUGAUCGCAAACCUCGAUCCCUACGGCCCGCCCCUGAUUGCCGACAUGGACACUGGCUACGGAGGACCGAUCAUGGUCGCCCGAAGCGUGGAAGAGUACAUUCGCGCGGGUGUUGCCGGCUUCCACAUUGAGGACCAAGUACAGAACAAGCGCUGCGGACACUUGCAGGGGAAGAAGGUUGUGUCCAAGGAAGAGUACCUCUCCCGCAUCCGCGCUGCACAAGACGCAAAGACCAGACUGAGGUCCGACAUUGUGCUCAUCGCCCGCACCGAUGCCCUCCAGACCCUUGGCUACGACGAAUGCGUCAGCCGUCUCAAGGCAGCGCGCGAUCUCGGUGCAGAUGUCGGUUUGCUUGAAGGUUUCACGUCGAAGGAAAUGGCCGCCAAGUGCGUCAAGGAGCUGGCUCCUUGGCCCCUCCUCCUGAACAGUGUCGAGAAUGGCGCUAGCCCACUCAUCACCGUGGAAGAGGCGCGCGAGAUGGGCUUCAGAAUCAUGAUUUUCUCUUUCGCGACUUUGGCACCGGCUUACGUCGCCAUCAAGGAUACUCUGAUGCGCCUCAAGGAGCAUGGCGUUGUUGGCACUGGCAAAAAUAUCACGCCAGUCAAGCUGUUUGAAGUUUGUGGCCUGAAAAACUCCAUGGCCAUUGACAUGAACGCCGGUGGUUUGGCGUUUGCUGGAGGUGUCUGA
Messenger RNA from Aplosporella prunicola CBS 121167, 1170 nucleotides. RefSeq lists its product as uncharacterized. Lineage: Eukaryota; Fungi; Ascomycota; Dothideomycetes; Botryosphaeriales; Aplosporellaceae. Gene Ontology annotation, molecular function: catalytic activity. The transcript has 5 exons. The record is from RefSeq and is a predicted model, not a curated record. Bases 1 to 1170 code for a protein of 389 amino acids.